GCGUGAUUUUAGUGCCUGACUCGACGCCGGUAAUAAACAGUUGUGUGGUCCUGUCCUGUGUCGUAGGUUUAAGAAAUUAUUUCAUUUAAAUGAAUUUAGAACCCAUGCAAGUUGUAAAUAUAUUUUUAACGAUAUAAAGAUAUGGAAAUCUUGAAAUCAAAACUUUUUAUCCACACCAUAGUUGAUGUCAAAGAUGACUUCGAAGAGAAAUAUGAAUCAACCUUUCGAAACUACGAGGAUGCUUUGAAGAAUAUUAUUGAAAAAGAUUCAAGCGAAUUAUUAGCUAAUACAAUUUGUAAAGAGAAACAACAUGAAGAUCUGUCAUUGGCAAUGAUGUAUUUGAUCUUAACGAAUCCUAGCGCCUCAACAAAAGCUUACAGUGACCUCACUUUACUAUCUCACGACGGACUUUUGUUUGUAACUAAUAAUUUGGCAAUGCUAGUAGCAGAAAAAUAUCAAAGGUUGAACGAUCUACCACGAAAACAACUAUUAUGGUUUCUUAAAGAACUGAUUCGAAAUCGAGUAUCAAACGUAGAUAACAUAGUUUGGAAUAUCUUAAGACAAGCUAGCGGCGGAGACAUAAGCUUGAAAAACAUUUCUCUUGUUGAGGGUUUGCUUGAUAUAUUUAUCGAAUACCGUUCAUGGAUAGAAAAGGAUCAGUUUCUGAUUGGUACAGUAGUGUACACCUAUUUAAGGUUACUGGAAGACCAUUGCAGCUCACAAUUUACAUCCUUAUACCAUAAGGAAAUCGCAUUUGUUAUAGCUCUUAUUAGAGACCGAUUCGAUGAUGUAAUGAUCUUAGGGCGAGAACUCGUGCGAUUGUUACAGAAUGUGUCUCGUAUUCCGGAAUUCGAGCUAUUAUGGAAAGAUAUUUUGUAUGACCCCAGAACGCUUUCUCCCGCAUUCUCAGGCGUGUUGCAGCUGAUGCAAAUCAAAACUAGUCGUCGAUUCCUCCGUUGCCGGCUCACACCAGAAGUGGAAAGAAAGUUACACUUUCUUGUUAGUAGUGUCAAGUUCGGAAAUCAGAAAAGGUAUCAAGAUUGGUUUCAAGAGAAAUAUUUUACUACUCCGGAGUCACAGAGCCUUCGAUCUGAUUUGAUUCGAUUCAUAAUAGGUGCUAUUCAUCCUACUAAUGAUAUGCUUUGCUCUGAUAUCAUCCCGCGGUGGGCAGUUAUUGGCUGGUUAUUAACAUCUUGCACUAAUUCAGUAGCCCAAGCUAAUGCCAAACUAUCAUUGUUCUACGAUUGGCUAUUUUUUGAACCAGUAAGAGAUAACAUCAUGAAUAUCGAGCCAGGAAUUCUCGUGAUGUAUCAUUCAAUAAAAAACCACCCAUUAGUUAGCUGCACACUUUUAGAUUUUUUAUGUAGAAUCAUGAAUCAUUUCUAUCCAAAAGCAGAGGAAAAGAUUCGUAAUGGUGUAUACAACUCUUUACGAAUGAUACUAGACAAACAGGUCAUUCCAAAUCUUUUUCCUUUGAUGGAAUCAGCUAAACUAGAUAAGGAACUGAAGCUAAUGUUGCGAGAAAAUUUUAAAGAUUUUUUUUCAACUCCGAUGACCAGCCAGUGUAUGUUCGGUACGACUCAAUCAUCUAGAUCCCUUUCAACUGAGGAUGAGGAUAGCACAUCAGUUUCAAAUGAUCACAGUGAAGAAUUUUGGAAUAGUGCUCCGGUAACAGCGUACAAUACAAGUGAAAUGAUGUUUAGUGAUGACGAAGAAGAUUCUAAGACAGCUGGUAUUAAAGAUGAUCUUUCUGAUGAUGAUGAUUUACCGCUCUCUAAGGUGCUAAGAAUGGAGAAAACGAUCAUACAAUCGAUUCCUGUUAGUGUGUUAUUGUGCUUGGAUCUGUUCGUAGAAAUGAAAACCGUAGAUAGCUUUGAAACGCUUGUAACUUCAUUGAAUAAGGCUAAUAAAUUAAACAUUGAACAGGAAACUUACGUAUAUAAAAAAAUAGUGGCAACAUUUAUUGAAACACUAACAUGUCACAUUGUUUUCCCUGAGUCGAAAUCUGACGAAAGUUUAUCCGAAUGCGUUAGACAUCCCAUAUUUAAUUUAUUCAAAAUUCUGGUUCAGGCGGAAAAUAUAAAUAAUUGUUUAUUAAAAAGUUUGUUAGCAUUUACUCACUCAUAUAUUCCAAGCACCGGUUAUCUACUUUUACAUUAUUUGAAAGUUUAUGCCAAGCUUGAAAAUCGACGGAAAGAGGGCUCCCCUUCGCCAUUCAAGGCAAGUGUGUAUAGCCAGUUCUGUGCAAUGAUCAAUUCUCCUGUUAAAACUCAGCUAAAAUUGGAUUUGGAUUCACUGGAAAAAACUAGUUUACAUACUUUUCUUUGGAUUCUCCCGGAUCUAUAUAAAGAGUACAAGGAUGUAAUGAUAAAUAAUACAGACAUAAUUUCUUUAUUCGUUGGAGCAAUUGAUGCAAAAAAUCUAAGAGAUGUGAUAUUCAGUGUAACACAAGGAAAAUUAGUGAUGUUUAGCAAUGAGAAUAUAAUCGAUGUGAUUAGAGAAAGCUUGGAAUAUGAAACAUAUGAGCAGUUCUGCUUCUGGCAACUAAUACAAGCCCAUGAUGUUCCUCUCGGGUCGUUUCAGAUACACUGCAACGAUUUACUGCAUCUUCAUCUAAGUAUUACAAAACUUGAGGACAUUAUAUCAGAGUUGGAUGCAUCACUGCACGCUGAAGCUUUGACGUAUAUAUUGCUACUGCUGAAAAAUGAAAAACCCUCGACUGAUUUGGUUAAAUGUCUGCUGAGUCGGGAAUGUAAAAACAAGGCAGACUCUUUUGUCAUAUGUGUGCUUAGAUGCUGGUGCGAAGAAUACGAAGGAAAACUGUCGGAAAUAAUCGCUGGACUGUUGACCUCAAAAUAUCCUUCGAGUUCCCCGAAUAAACGCAAGCGACCGUUAAAAUCUUCGCCAAUGCAAAACUGUGCUCCAACUUCCGAUCAGAUACUACAUCACCUAGAACACUUUCGUCGAAGCUGCAGACAUGGUAAUGGAACAGGAACUGGCUUGUAUGUGCAAAAUGAAAUGCAACGAUCUCUACAGCUAGCUUUUGUUCAUAGUACAGAUAUCCAAAAAAAAUAUUUUGCAGACUUAUUUGCACUAGCUGCCGAGGAGGAAACUACUGGAACUGUUGGACGUAGAAGUACAAGCAGCCGCGGGCGCAAACCUCCUGCUAAUAAGAAGGAAGCUUCCUCAUCUUUUAACAAUGCUAAAAAAUAUACAGAUAAUUCUUUUGCUAGUGACGAUUCUACAGACGAGGAUUGGUCGAAGCAAAAAUCUGGUAAACGACGCAAAAAGGCAUUCAGCGAUUCUGACUGACGUCAACUACCGUAUGCAGCAUACAUUUUGAAAAGUUUUGUGUAAAUCACAUUAUAUUAACAAUCCUAUUUUUACAAUACGUUACUGUUUUAUGGUAUAUACUAAAGUACUGGUUUGUGUGGAUAAUGCUUCAUAUUUUAUGCCUUUGCCACAGUUUUGAUUCUAGCAAAAAUUUGAGUAUUGGUAUUCAUCCAAGAAGCGAGUUACUCCAACCAGUACUCACAGGCUGAUUGUAUUCAUUUAUCGUACACAUUCUGCGGUAAUAUUCAAUAAACGAUAAACUCUUAAA
This is a messenger RNA of Malaya genurostris, 3601 nucleotides long. It is a transcript of the gene IntS3, whose product is annotated as integrator complex subunit 3 homolog. Lineage: Eukaryota; Metazoa; Arthropoda; Insecta; Diptera; Culicidae. The transcript is spliced from 13 exons. The record is from RefSeq and is a predicted model, not a curated record. The coding region runs from base 142 to 3312 and encodes 1056 amino acids. Gene Ontology annotation, cellular component: cytoplasm.